UUGGUCUGUUGCUGUCGUCUUUCUGAUGUCAACUCCCCUCAGUCCGUAGAAAAAAACCCACAUUUGCUCAGUAUUUGUCUUUUUAUCCUUCGUCACAUUGUUGACUUUGCUCAUGAAAGAGGCAGCAUGGUGUUAAGAGUGAGUGUCCAGGGGGCCUGGAGGGCCGCCAAGCCGCUGUGGCUGGUGCUGCUGGUGAGCCUGUGUGUGUUCAUCAGUGUGUGCCGAGCAGCAUCUCCUCUGCAGGACGACAGUGCCAUGGAGAACACGAAUACAGAGAAGCAGGCUGAGGAGAGCCACCGGCAGGACAGCGCAGACCUGCUGAUCUUCAUCAUGCUCCUCACCCUCACCAUCCUAACCAUCUGGCUGUUCAAACAUCGGCGCUUCAGAUUCCUGCACGAAACCGGGCUGGCGAUGAUUUACGGCUUAAUUGUUGGUGUGAUCUUGCGGUACGGCAUUCAUGUUCCUCGGGACGUCAGCAACGUUGGAAUGAGUUGUUUUGUCAACUCCAGCCCCCCCACUCUACUGUUCAAUAUCAGCGGCAAAUACUACGAGUACACGCUGAAAGGGGAGAUCAGUGCCAAGGAGGUGAACAACGUGCAGGAUAACGAGAUGCUGCGCAAGGUUACCUUUGACCCUGAAGUGUUCUUCAAUAUCCUGCUGCCGCCCAUCAUCUUUCAUGCUGGCUACAGCUUGAAACGGAGGCAUUUCUUCCGUAACAUGGGCUCCAUCUUGGCUUAUGCCUUUAUGGGGACAGUUGUUUCCUGCUUUGUUAUCGGCCUGCUGAUGUAUGGCUGUGUGACGCUGAUGAAGCACGUGGGACAGCUACAUGAAGACUUCUUCUUCACUGAUUGUUUGUUCUUCGGAGCCAUUGUCUCCGCCACCGACCCAGUGACAGUCCUGGCCAUCUUCAAUGAGCUGCAGGUCGACGUGGAUCUGUAUGCCUUACUGUUUGGAGAGAGCGUGCUCAACGACGCCGUGGCUUUGGUUCUGUCUUCGUCCAUCGUGGCGUACCAGCCACAAGGAGACAACAGCCACACCUUUGAGGGCACGGCGAUGCUCAAGUCGCUUGGGAUGUUCCUUGGAGUUUUCAGCGGCUCCUUCGCUCUGGGAGUGGCCACCGGACUCGUCACCGCUCUCGUGACCAAGUUCACCAAGCUGAGGGAUUUCCAGCUGUUGGAGACCGCCCUCUUCUUCCUCAUGUCCUGGAGCACGUUUCUGCUGGCUGAAGCUUGUGGCUUCACAGGUGUGGUGUCGGUGCUCUUCUGUGGAAUCACUCAGGCUCACUACACCUUCAACAACCUGUCUCCGGAGUCACAGGACAGGACUAAGCAGUUGUUUGAACUGUUGAACUUCCUGGCGGAGAACUUCAUUUUCUCCUACAUGGGUCUGACCCUGUUCACCUUCCAGAACCACGUCUUCAAUCCAAUGUUCAUCGUUGGAGCUUUCCUGGCGGUGUUUGUGGGAAGAGCUGCUAACAUUUACCCUCUCUCAUUCCUUCUAAAUCUGGGACGGCGCAACAAGAUCAGAUCCAACUUCCAGCACAUGAUGAUGUUUGCAGGCCUACGAGGCGCCAUGACCUUUGCCUUGUCCAUCAGAGACACGGCCACAUACGCCCGUCAGAUGAUGUUUUCCACCACUCUUCUCGUGGUCUUCUUCACUGUGUGGAUUUGUGGUGGUGGUACCACACAGAUGCUGUCCUGCCAGCACAUACGAGUGGGAGUUGACUCUGAUCAAGAUAACUCUAUGAGCAUCACUGACGGAUCAGAGAGAAGAAGCACGAAGCAGGAAAGUGCCUGGCUUUUCAGAAUCUGGUACAACUUCGACCACAAUUACAUGAAGCCCAUCCUGACUCACAGCGGCCCCCCUCUCACCGCCACGCUGCCAGCCUGCUGCGGCCCCCUCGCUCGCCUCCUCACCAGCCCUCAAGCCUAUGAGAACGAAUGCCAGCUGAAGGACGACGACUCCGACCUCAUCCUGACCGACAGCGAUAUCAACCUGACCUACGGCGACAUCACGGUCAGUACAGACGCCACCGGGGCCCACACCAGCAGCGGCCGAGGCUUCGCCAACGCCGCCACCUGUGACGACUUGGACAGAGAGUUGGCGUAUGGAGAUCACGAGCUGGUGAUGAGGGGCACGCGCCUGGUGCUGCCCAUGGACGACUCGGAGCCGCCCUUCACAGACCCCCACAACCACUUGCGGAUGUGAGGACAGUGCUUCAGUUCGGGGGCCCAGACAUCCGUCCCACUCGAACCGACCCGAGCCAAUGAGCAAAAGAGCAGUACCUGACUCUCCUCCUUUCACUCCGCCAUUUUUUUGUUUUUUGCACUUCGCCUCAUUGCUCCUUUUUUCCCCUCUAGUUUGAUUUCUCACUUCUUUAGGUAAAUCAUUGUCUACCUCAUUGUCUCUCGUCUCAUUUCCCCAUUUCUCUGGCAUUCAUAUAUUACGACUGCAUUUAUUUGCAGGGGGUAUUUUUGGUACUUAGUUGACAGUUUGACAUAGUUUGGCUCAGCUUUCCGUCGGUCUCUUUACUGUAGCAUUGCACAGAGGUCUAGCAGCAUGUGUUGGUGUGUAAAUGCAAGUGCGAACCACUAGCUAAAUAGUCAAUGUACAGUAUAUCUCAAGAGUACUAUAAAUUUGUUAUGCAUGCUGAUGAUGCUUGUUUUCUUUUUGUUGUAUUUGAGAUUUAUGGCUUUUUUCUUUCUUUCUUUUGUUUGUUUUGGGUCUGACUUUGAAUGUUGCUGCCUUUUCUCUGUGCAUCAGAGGCAAGCUGACCCAGUGGACGACUUUACUGUACAUUUGGUUACAAUCAAGUGCCUGGGAAUUGUAGUUUUAAGCACGGCAAGCCAAUUACUGGAUCAGCUCUGGGAAGCACUUUUCAUCAAUUGUCCUUUUGUUAAAAAAAAAAAAAAAAAAGAAUAAAAUAGAAAACCUAAAACAAAACACCUCUGUUUAGAAGGUAGCAAAAUACCCAGCAGGUGUUUGUGCUGUUUGCGUGUUAAUCAUGUGUGACGAUGUGAUGCCACUGAUGCAGUGGGACCUGGCAGUGAAGGCUGUGGAUCUCUCAGUGACCUCAGACUGUGACAUAGAGAGAGUUUACACCUUAUUUUAGACGCUGAUGCCACUCGGGGCAGAAGGAAAGGGCUGCCGCUGCAAACACAAGAUCUAAAAGAGCUAAAGUGACAAAGUUUCGUGCCAUUUCUCUCCUGCAUUUUGACAUUUCAUGAAAACUGAAUGCACAUGACCUUAACGUGUUUUGUAUGGUUUUUGCAACAGAGCUUGAAUGCUUUAAACCGAAUCGCAUUUUUCAUACCCAUCGAGCUUUGGUGACACAUUUUCUAUCACAGUUGUUGAAUCAUAUUUUCUCAUAAAAUGAAUAUAGAGACCUGAAUUUGACACUCGAGUAAGUUAUUAUAUUAUUAUUCGUAAGUACACUUUUAAAUGAGGGAUUUUUUCUUGGCAAGUAAGAGAGAUGAUUGUCCUGGUGGCAGAAAAGGCUUUAAGUAGUUAUUAUUUUCAUUAUUUAUUAACCAGAGUAAACAGUUAAAAAACUGAAACAUUAUAAUUUUACAGUCUGGACAGAAGAACAAUGUGCAACACUAGUGAUCUGUCUGUUUUUGUUUAGUUAUUUUAAAUCAAACAUUUGUAAUUUUUUUAAAUUGAUUAGACAAGUAAACCACCUACUGUUGCAGCUUUGGGUCUCACACGAGUCUUAAAAAGAAAUCUGCAUAAAAAUGGCCCAAAUGAGUCCAUCCCUGAGAUGAGCAGGUAUUUAAACUGAUACUCAUCAUCAGAGCAGCCAGAACAGAACUGCGGUGGUCGUUUAAAUGCUGGAUUUUUCUGUGUCGUACACAACAGGGUUCAAUGAUUUAAGCAGGACUUUAAAAAGGAAAAAAAAAGAUAUAUGCUGUUUAAAAGAUUACUCAUGGUUACAUAUAGACUAUUUUAGUGCAUGUACUAGAAAAAUAGGAGGGUUUUCGAACUCUGGCUACGGAGUUCAGCAGCUGUCGAUGUGGGUUUAACAGGAAGCGUUGAUAGGAUGUCUCCGUGGCAACACUGUGAUUUGGACAGGGGCCAGGAAACAUUUAGCGACUUGGCUGAACGCAACGGGUUUGUGUUUUGGCCUCUUUGUUGAGCCAAAGAAGAAAAAGUGAGGACAUGCACGAUAGAUGCGAUAGCAGAAUAAUGGAGUCCAAAAAAGAAAAGAAAAAGAGUGACAGAGCAGACGGGAAGAGAGAGGGAAGGACACGGGAGGACGGUUGUGCCUGUGCGAGUGUGUGUUAGUGUGUCGGAUGAUGCAGAGCUGGAAGGAAGAGCAGGCGUGCAGAUAUCCUUCUUUCCCCUCAACACUUAUCUUCUGCUGUGCAGGAAAUUCUAAUUUUACUUCUUUUUUUUUCUUAAACUGUCAUUGCUUUUGGCACCACAUUAUCAAUGAUUUAUGAUUUCAACUAUUAUUUUUUUAAUUUUUUGUUUUGAAUAUUUUAUAAGAAAGGAAAGAAUGAAGUUUAAAAAAAAAAGCUGAACAAUUUGCACUCAUGGAACGAUACUAUUUUGUUGAAAUUUUGUUGUUUUAAGAUCAUGUUUGUUUUAUCUAACAGCUACUUUUAUAUUAUUUACUUGACGUUUUGGAAGGUUAUGUGGGGAAAUGUAACCAAUUCAUGAGAAGUCAAUGAAUUGUAAGUCUAACUAGAAGGUGGUGUUUUGCAUCGAGGUGGCAGUGGAGAUGUCGUUAAUCCUUUCUUACAUUGUUUCCAUCUUAUCAGGUACUUUGUAUUAUGUACGUUUGUAACAAGUUGCUGUUUGAAUGCUGUUGCCAUGGCAUCUACAGAGCAUGAGUCAUCGUCUGCUGAUGGCGGACUCUUUGUGGAGGGGGAAAAAAAAAAAAGAGUAAAAUAUAUCCAAGCAGAAGUGUUUGACACAUGAAACUAUGUGGAUUCUGCAAAAGGUAAUAUGAGUCUUGAUGUUUUACCAACUGCUCUGCUGGUUUGUUUAGUGUUUCUCUGCUCUUGAACGGUGACUUGUAAUAACCUUUGGAAACUUUGAAGUAGCUGACCAAAGAGGCCUGCUGUACUCUGUGUUUUCACACACUCCACUCUAUCUUUAUACUCCCAAAUCUCUGUGUGCGAAUGUGUGUGCGUUUUAAUGCCUGCAAGGGUAAAUGGGUGUGUAUACUUAUGUGUGUGUCUGAGAAAGAGAGACAGUGUCCUCUCUUUUAUUUGUUGCAGGUACUGACUGUUUACAUCUAUGUAGAUAUACUCUCACCUGUUCAUGUGCGUGCAACAGUCAAUAAACAGAAGCUUGUGCUUUUGAUUAAAGCCCUCGCUGUAAUGACCUA
Molecule: messenger RNA, 5335 nt
Organism: Cololabis saira (Pacific saury)
Lineage: Eukaryota; Metazoa; Chordata; Actinopteri; Beloniformes; Belonidae
Gene: slc9a6a
Product: solute carrier family 9 member A6a
Exons: 16
Coding region: 127-2208 (693 amino acids)
Biological process (GO): sodium ion transport; regulation of pH; proton transmembrane transport
Cellular component (GO): recycling endosome; membrane
Molecular function (GO): sodium:proton antiporter activity
Source: RefSeq, a predicted model, not a curated record